Messenger RNA from Folsomia candida, 1659 nucleotides. RefSeq names its product nidogen. The coding region runs from base 35 to 1525 and encodes 496 amino acids. Gene Ontology annotation, biological process: cell-matrix adhesion. The transcript has 2 exons. The record is from RefSeq and is a predicted model, not a curated record. NCBI's taxonomy places the organism in Eukaryota, Metazoa, Arthropoda, Collembola, Entomobryomorpha, Isotomidae.
GAAAUCAGUUCAAUUCCCAUUAAAAUUUCGUAACAUGACUCGACUCUCGCUAAUUGGAGGCAUCCUCCUCCUCCCAGUGGCCUUCUCCUACGUCCCCACCACCAACUUUUUCCCGUAUGGAGCCACCCGCGACGCACAAGUUCCCGUCGCCGACGACAACUUUGUCCAAUUCGAUAUUUCAGGGGGCAGCCGGUACAACUUUUUUAGCACGCCGUACACUCGCCUCUUUGUGAAUAAUAAUGGAGGAAUUUCUUUUAACUCGGGAGUCUCUUCCUACACCCCAAACUGUGGACCUCUCACAGUCCCCAUGAUCGUGCCGUAUUGGGCUGACGUGGACACUCGUUAUUAUGGAGGAUCCGUCUUCUACCGCGAAUCUCGUGACCCUGCAGACCUUGCCAAAGCGAAGGUCGAAGUCCAACGCGCCUUCCCGGGUCUUACAAAUCUCGCGCUAAGCUGGAUGUUCAUCGCUACGUGGGAAAAUGUGCCAUUUUUCGGUGCAAGCACAGGCAACUGCUCCUCCCCCAAUAUUAAAAACACCUUCCAAACCAUCCUCGUCACGGAUGGGAGUAUGUCGUUCGCCAUGUUUUUCUACAACAAACUCCAGUGGACGACGGGGACCGCGUCGGGCGGAAAUUGUCAAGGGCUAGGCGGUGUUCCAGCCAAGGCAGGGUUUGACACGGGUGAUGGCACAAACUUCUACUCCCUCCCGGGAUCCUGCUCUCCAACCGUGACCGGAAGCACGGAGACCAGCAAUGUAAACUCACAGGGAAAAUGGAUCUUCAGAGUUGACCAGGCCAACAUUGUCGCCCCGGUGACGACGACGACGACGACUAGUCGACCCACGAGCUCGUCCUCGACGAUGCGAUCAACUAACAAUACCACGAACGGGACCCAGUGUGAUGCAUCAUCCUGCGUUCGAGUCGGGCAUUGUCACUCGUACUCUUUCUGCAACCACGUGACGAGACGAUGGGAUUAUAAGGAGUGUUCAGAUGGGCUUUUUUGGAAUCCGUAUUCCGGUUAUGUUUUAUCAGGUGGGAGUGGAAAUUGGUUUGGGAAUGGAACCAUGUCACGAAGCAAUGGGUCCUCACCCGUUCAAUGUACGGGAAGUUGCGACUUGUGGAAUAACCUGUCUCGGGAGACCCAAAAUCUGUAUCGGUCGGACACCACGUGCUUUCCUGAAUGUUACUUUGAACCGCUGGGGGCCUGCUCAAGUUCGUACAGGUAUCAUCCUCAAGGGACUGACAGAAGGGGUGUGAAAAUUGUGCAAUGCCCGUACGACUCGCGACCGGAGGGACGAUUCAGACAGUUGGUUUGGGUUCAGGAGAAGGAAUCGUGCGAUUUCUGCUAUAAUGCGAGGUCAUCUUUUAGCGGAAAUGGGACGCAAUAUUGUUGUUCCAAUUAUUCUGGUGGGAAUGGAACGAAUCCGAUUGGAAAUGGGACAGUGGGUGGCUUCAAUCCGACAUGGGUGCCUGCACCGGUCACCACGUUCCGAACUACGACAGCAGGCAUACCCGCAGCAGGUUAAUAACAGAACAGUGUAUAAUAUUGGCUUGAAUCAACAAUGGAUAUAAAUAUAAAACAUAAUUUGCAAAGAUAUUAAAUUGAAUCAGUUGUGCAUGUGUAUCUACUCAUUGGAAAUAAAAUUUGUGCAUAUCAAGA